Messenger RNA from Nothobranchius furzeri (turquoise killifish), 1914 nucleotides. It is a transcript of the gene phf11, whose product is annotated as PHD finger protein 11. The record is from RefSeq and is a predicted model, not a curated record. Lineage: Eukaryota; Metazoa; Chordata; Actinopteri; Cyprinodontiformes; Nothobranchiidae. Gene Ontology annotation, cellular component: nucleus.
CUUCAACCACAGUUAAAACUGAAGAAGAAGAAAUGGUAGUAGUUUUGUCGUUCGUUAGUUGAUGCUUGUUUUAUGCUAAGGAAAACGUCAGCGCAAGUAGCAAUGACUCGCGACCGUUUCGCCUGUUGUGUUUUGUGUGAACGUUCCGAGGAGACGAAGAUAACCGGAGCUUUGUCUACUAAAGACGGCCUGACGGCUCAUCAGAACUGCUUGCUUUUUGCCUCUGGGCUCGCGUGCACCACUGACAAACCAGAGUUUGAUGACUUGUUUGGAUUCUCUGUUGAAGAGGUGAAGAAAGAGGUGAAACGGGGACGCAAACUGACAUGUUUCCGUUGUAGGAAAAGGGGCGCGGUUUCUGGGUGUGAUGUCAAACGCUGUCAGAAGUCCUUCCAUUUCCCCUGUGCCGUUGAGGAUAAAGCUGAGAUUAUAGAGAAUUUUGGAAAGGAGGAAUUUAGGCUGUUCUGUUUGAAGCACAGUCAAACAAAUUCUGUAAAUGAAUUCACAAAAUCUCAGUCGCCAAAUAAUUCAAAGAAAGCCAGAAGACCCCAGCAUGCUCCAUCAUACAAGAGGAAAAGCAACGCAGGUGAGUCCUCAGCGGGCCAACGGUCACCUUCAGUCAGCAGCAGCAGCACUUCACGUACCAAGUCUAGCUCUUUCAAGAGACGGUUGAGUUUUAAUGAACGGAGUGAAAAGAAAAAGAAGAAAGCUAAAAGGUUGCAUUCUGAUAGUUCUUCAAACUCAGACCCAGGAGCUCUUAUACCUCCAAUUGACUCUGAUUUUGAUGAAAGUACCCCCCCUCUGUCACUGGAAAAGACACUCCGGUUUGCUGGACAUCCAUCCAAAAGCGGAGACUCGGAAGUACCUAUUGGAGACCGAGUAGAGGUCGUGACCUCUGAUGUGAAAAACCAUGAUCUCUCCAUUCACUCUGAUGCUGAAUCAGAGAGUUUGCUGCCUCUCGUCUUCAGUCACGGACAGCUUCGGCCGAACCAGGGGGUCAUUUGUUUAGAGAAAGAAGUUCAAACAAUCAAGAGGGAACUAGAUUUCAGCCCUGCACCGAGUCCGACCCACAGUCUUGAGAAACUCGCUGAUGAACCUGUCCCAGAGGCCCCGCCCUCUCAGGGGCAGUUCAGUCCCAUUCCUGCGAGCUCUCGUGCCAGCUCAUCCAUUGAACUGGCUGUGUGCGAACCCACCUGUGUGACCUAUAUCUCCUCUUCAUGUUCCUCCCCUGCACCUGCCUCAGACCCACCUCUAUCCCCAUUAGAAGAACUUCCCUCAGACCCAAACCCUCCUCAAGCCCCCCCUUCAGACCCGGACCCGGCCCUCAUCAACUCAGCCGGCUUCUGGAGAAAAUGCAACAUGGCAAGAUGCACCCAGGCCCUCUUCUCUGAAUUUAUUAAAGAAAUGAACGAGAUCUGCCGCAGAAUCCAGUCAGAUCAGGCCAGCCAGGAGGAUUACGACAACGCGCUGUCAGUGAUGAAGGCUUCUGGAAGACUUAAAGUGUUUGUAGACAAGCAACAUGAAGAGCUGCAAAGGAAACAAGCAGAACUGCAGGUGGCAGCAGCAGCCAUGAAGGACGUCGUGUCUGGUGUAUCUGUUCUGAUGGGAUGAGAACAUUUUUCAUCUUUUCUGUGUCAAAAUGACGUCUUUAAAACGUUUAGUCGUCAAGGUUUAACAGUCUGUAUUUUAAAAAGGUGAAACCAAGACUAAAGAACAAUUGAACAUGAAGAGCCUGAUUUGAGUUUGGGCUUGACUUUAAUUCAAUUUUGGUCUAAUCUUAUUUUUAAAGAAGUUUUACACAUUUUUAUGCUGAUGUUUGUAUUCUUUAUCUAACGUUGACAAAAUGUUUUGCAAUUUCUCCAUUUACAUAUCUAAUGUUAAUUUUUAGUCAAAUAAAAAAACAAGCUGUGCCGCUGA